Leptopilina heterotoma is the source of this 3441-nucleotide messenger RNA. It is a transcript of the gene SMC5, whose product is annotated as structural maintenance of chromosomes protein 5. Gene Ontology annotation, molecular function: ATP binding; ATP hydrolysis activity. Lineage: Eukaryota; Metazoa; Arthropoda; Insecta; Hymenoptera; Figitidae. Bases 56 to 3217 code for a protein of 1053 amino acids. The transcript is spliced from 13 exons. Gene Ontology annotation, biological process: double-strand break repair via homologous recombination. Gene Ontology annotation, cellular component: Smc5-Smc6 complex. The record is from RefSeq and is a predicted model, not a curated record.
GUAUUUUUUUAUUCAUGUAUAGUUUCACUGGUUGAAGAACAAGUUCGGCUUCACCAUGGAAUCGGAACCCAUGGAGAUAGAAAAUGAAAAUCCCAACGUAAAUAAAGGACUAAUCGUUCGUGUUUAUAUGGAAAACUUUGUCACUUACGACAAAGCAGUUUUCAUACCGGGGAGAAAUUUAAACUUAAUAAUCGGUCCCAAUGGCACUGGAAAAUCGACAAUUGUUUGUGCGAUAGUUUUGGGUUUAGCCGGAAAACCAAAAGUAAUCGGUCGAGCUGAAAAAGUUGCAGAUUAUGUGAAGGCAGGUUGCCAGGAGGCAAAACUCGAAAUCGAGUUGUAUGAAUCCGAGGACAAGACGACUUUAAUAACUCGAAAAUUUACUUCGCACAACACGACUACUUGGUACAUUAACAAAAAACAAGUGUUGAUAAAAGAUGUCAUAGCUCUCACGAAGGAACUGAACAUCCAGGUUGACAAUCUCUGUCAAUUCCUUCCACAGGAUAAGGUUCAAAGUUUUUCAGAGAUGGAUUCAAAAACAUUAUUACUGGAGACUGAACGUUCUGUUGGAGAUCCACUAUUGUUGGAACGUCACGAACAAUUGAUAGAGAAUCGAAAAAUACACAAGGAACUAGAGGCUGAAGUUGCCAAUAAAAAUCGUUCAUUAACAAAUAAAAUACAAAGAUAUGACGGCCUUAAGGAUAUCGUCGGUAGUAUUAAAGAGAAAAAGACUAUUAAGAAUAAAAUCGUUAGUCUAAAGCAAAAGAAAAAGUGGAUGUUGUACGAUCAAUUGAGACAACAAUUCAAAGACUCGAAGAAACAAAGAGACGAUGCAGCGGCGGAAAUGAAAGUGCUAGACGAACAAUUAAAACCGAUGAAUGCAAAAAUAGAGCAAUUCAAAAAGCGCAUUAAUCUGAUACAAAAUUCGGUUAGAGAAAAGACUAGCCAAUCUUCAGCAAGAAUUGGAAAAGUAAAUAGAGCCACGGAGGAAAUUCAAGGUUGUGAAGAUAGUAUAAAGGAAAUUGAAGCUACUCGAGAUCGUAAAAUCGAGCAAGAACAGGCUUGUGAUCAAACAAUUAAUAAUCUUCAGCAACAAAAGAGUAAACUCGACAAUGAUUUGCUUUCAAUACUUCAAGAAUUUGGUUCAGAGGAGGCUUUGGCGCAACAACAAACGAAUGCUUUGCAACAAGUCGAUAUGCAGAGAAGAAUUAUCGAUAAUUUGAACAAGAAUAUGACAAAUUUAAGAUACAAAGACGAUGUUUUCAGUCGUGACCUAAGAAACCUCGACAGAGAAUUACAAAUGGCACGAGCAGUCGAUGCUCAACGACUUGAAUUGCUUCGACAAAGAAAUCCAGAUGCCUAUAAAGGAGUUCUUUGGUUGAGAGAAAAUAGAAACAUGUUUUCUGCUCCUGUACAUGAGCCAAUGUUUCUCAAUAUCAACGUGAAGAACCCAAUGUAUUCGAAAUAUUUAGAAAGUACCAUAAACUACAAUGACAUGAUUGCUUUUGUUUGCGAAAAUGCCGAGGAUAUGAACUUACUAAUUAAUUGCUUGAGAAGUCAACAGAAGUUGGUUGUAAACGUUGUUCAUUCCGAUCCCAAUAGAAGAGUGCGAAUGCAGCCAAAUAUUCCCAUUGAAGAAAUUAACCAAUUUGGUUUUGAACAUUAUUUGAUUUCUCUCGUCGAAGCUCCGCAGACAAUUAUGAAAUAUAUCGUUCAAAACUUUCACCUCGCUAAUAUUCCCGUUGGAUCGGAUAUUGUCGAAGAUCACGUGGAUCGCAUUCCGGAUUCCUUAGGCUUCUUUUUCAGCAAAUCCAAUAAUUUUUCCGUAAGUAGAUCAAAGUAUUCUGGUGAAAAGUCUGUACGUCAAAAUACAGUGACGGGUAAUGGAAUGCUUUCAAUUACCAUAGACACUGCGAAACUUAAUGGGAUUCACGACAGAAUAAAUCAACUGAAAUCACAAAGAGAAGAAGUCGGGCAAGAAAUUCGUGAAUUUGAAACUCAAAUUAAUCAGGCGAAUGUAGAAUUGACUGAGUUUCGAAAUAGCAGAACGAAUUAUCAGCAGAAAAUUGCUCAAAUCGAAACAUUACGAUCGAAAAUUCGACUUGCUGGUGAAAAUAUAAGAAAAUUACAGGAAGAAAGAAUAAGUAUUGAGGAAAUUGAAGCAAUGUACAAAUCGGAAAUUCAAGAUGUGAUCAAAAAUCAAAUAGUUCUUUAUGGAAAAUUGAAUACAGUUCUUGAAGAUUGUUUUGUUUUUGAAAAAGUAAGCGGACAAGGUAAACUUGAAUUGAAAGUAGAGCAGCAAAAAUUGAGGCAGUGCAAAAAUGAUUCUCAAGAAUUGCGCGAUAAAUGUGAUAGUGCGGAGAGAAUAUUUAAGCAUCUUGAAGAUGAAUUGAGACCUCUGAAAAAUGAAGUUGAAAAUCUUUACAAAGAAGCCUUGGAAAGUACAAAUAAUAUUAGCCCACAAGAUAAGCGUUUUAAAACAUUUAACACUGCUUUUGAAAAACUUCCAAAUUCAAUUGAUGAAAUUGAAGAAGAAUUGAGAACUGCAAAUGCGAAAGUUUUUUGUAUGGGAAAAAACGAUGACAGUGAUAACAUUCUGAAAGAGUUUGAGAGAAUUACCAAAGAAGUGGAGGAGUUGAAAAAGUACUUGGAACAGAAAACGCAAGAAUUGCAAACAAUAACAAGAGAAACGGAAGAACUUCGAAAUCAAUGGCUUCCAGUUUUGGAGCGACUUAUUGAUAGGAUAAAUAAUAACUUCAGUCGUUAUUUCUCUGAGAUGAAGUGUGCCGGGGAAAUUUCUCUCACUCACGAUGAGAAUAUUAUGGAUUACGAUAAAUAUGGAUUAAAAAUCAGAGUUAAAUUUCGAGAUGUGGAUAAAUUGCAGGAACUUACAAGAACUCAUCAGAGUGGUGGUGAAAGAGCCGUAACUACAGCAGUUUACAUGAUUUCACUGCAAGAGUUAUCAACAGUGCCUUUUCGUUGCGUUGAUGAAAUAAAUCAGGGUAUGGAUGCUAUCAACGAAAGACGAAUUUUCGAGCUGAUUGUCAAUAUUACUGGAAGAAGUAAUAGCUCUCAGUACUUUUUACUCACACCAAAGCUACUACCAAAUCUCAAGUAUACGGAUACAGUGACCGUUCAUUGUGUUUAUAAUGGACAAUUUAUGAUUCCUCACGAAGAAUUCAGUGUGGCUGAAUUUUGCAAUUCACAUAUCAGAAAUUAAGAGAAUAUAAAGACUAUUAAUAGCAUUGAUAAAUAUUGAAGAGAUGGAGAUAACAAAGAAGUUAGAAUGCAUUCUGUUUUAAUAUUCUAACAAAUUUAUUUCGAAGGUAUGUGAUAAUAACUUGAGAUUUAACUUAAAACUUAAACAGUAUUUUAAAGCAAACAUUAGCUAUGAGAGCUAAUUCAAAUAUUAUGUAUUAAGAAUACUUUAAAAACUAAGAAGAC